This is a messenger RNA of Chara braunii, 1335 nucleotides long. The record is from the annotation of a GenBank genome assembly. NCBI's taxonomy places the organism in Eukaryota, Viridiplantae, Streptophyta, Charophyceae, Charales, Characeae.
AGCUUCGACAAGGUCAUCGCCCAAUUGCGCAGCUCGAACGAUCCGGUCGUCGUUUUGAUGGAUGGGCGUUACGAUUCGUCUCGUGAUGCUCAGCAUUGUAUGGUGACGGCGGUGGAUUUGAAGUCAGGAAUGAUCGUGGGGACUGAGACCAUGCUCCGGGGGAGCGAGUCGUCUUGGAAGCUGGAAACACAAUGUGUGGAGAAACUGCUUCAUCGGUUGAAGGACGAGAAGAACCUCAUAAUCGCAGAGGUUGUGUAUGAUGAUUGUGGCGCGGUUGACGUCAUAUUGCGGCGAAUGAACAUUGACUCGCAAAAGUGUAUGUGGCAUAAGACAAAGACUUUGGUCAAACGCUUGCGAGAGGCUGUGCGCGGCACGAAGACUGUCAAACCAGCUGUGGUCGAGGCUUGUGAGCAUGUGCGCGAGGUGAAGUGUUUCACAAAGAAGGCGCUCGAACUUUGGCUCGAAACGAAAUUUGUACGCGAAGCAGGGGUGUCCACGAAAAAAAAGGAUGAACUCGUUGAGAUUGUUUGGGGUGUGCUCUUCCCCGACGAAGCAGGGAAGGCGUUGCCAGAUGAUGUCGUCAAGAUCGACGCAUUGCAAACACUGCAUUGCAAUGCGGUGAAGGAGGCGAAGGAGUGGUUGUACGGCGCUUGCAGGCUGCGCGAGCGCGCAAGGGAUGACGAUGGCGAUGUGUUGAUCACUCAUGUGCAACACCUCGCCAAUCAUUGGGCCGGGGAUCAGUCGCGUUGCGAUAAUGAGUUGUCCAACCUGUGCAAAGCGGUCGGUGGUCCGGACAGAGAGCCAUUGUACGAGGCGGGGGGACGUGUUCAUUUGACCAUCGCGCGGUGUUUUGAACAGUUCGCUUCUAAUACGAAGAUGGCAUACUACACACGUGCGAGGAUGACCUUCAACAACGAGUGCUUCCACUCCGUGAUUAACAAGUACUGCACGAAACGCCUGAACUUCCCCAAGUCAUAUGAGGCGCGCGUCUGUUGCACCGCUUUGGAGUGGAACAAAAACAAACGAAUCAAGCGAUUGCGCACAGUCUUCUGCAAAUCGACAAACGUAACCCAUCGACGUCGAUCCGCACGACAACAUAUAUUCGUUGCCCGGGAUACGUCGUGGCGCUUCGACAUUGCAACUGAAGUUUUCGGCAGCCCUCGAGUUGGUGACUGGGCACGUAACAUGUUGCAGCAAUCGGACGUCGACGACCCAGUUAUUGAGCAUUAUGAUGAGGAAGCUGAUUAUGGACUCCCUGAUGCCGUUGAUAGUGCGGUGGAGGGUGUUGUGGCCUAAGCUGACAACGUUUUCGUAGAGCCGGGAAGCAAAACUGCU